AUGAAGCGUGAUAGCUUGUACUUUUUGGUUAGUUCCUUAGAUGAUGACUUUCAAAACAACAGGCACAAUCUCUAUUCUUCUAAGGUUACUCCACUUCCAAAGUCCCCAUACUACUACCACUCUCCACCCCCACCAUCACCCUCUCCUCCUCCCCCAUACUAUUAUAAAUCACCACCUCCACCUUCACCUUCCCCCCCUCCUCCAUACUACUAUAAAUCUCCACCACCGCCUUCACCAUCCCCACCUCCACCAUAUUAUUAUCAAUCCCCACCCCCCCCUAAAGAGCAUGUACACCCUCCCUACUACUACCACUCUCCACCCCCACCAUCACCCUCUCCUCCUCCCCCAUACUAUUAUAAGUCACCACCCCCACCUUCUCCAUCCCCUCCUCCUCCAUACUACUAUAAAUCUCCACCACCGCCUUCACCAUCCCCACCUCCACCAUACUAUUAUCAAUCACCACCUCCACCUAAAGAGCAUGUACACCCUCCCUACUACUACCACUCUCCACCUCCACCAUCCCCCUCUCCUCCUCCCCCCUACUAUUAUAAGUCACCACCCCCACCUUCUCCAUCCCCUCCUCCUCCAUACUAA
Molecule: messenger RNA, 594 nt
Organism: Cajanus cajan (pigeon pea)
Lineage: Eukaryota; Viridiplantae; Streptophyta; Magnoliopsida; Fabales; Fabaceae
Source: RefSeq, a predicted model, not a curated record